Molecule: messenger RNA, 789 nt
Organism: Striga hermonthica
Lineage: Eukaryota; Viridiplantae; Streptophyta; Magnoliopsida; Lamiales; Orobanchaceae
Source: the annotation of a GenBank genome assembly
AUGGAUCCGCCGUUGGUCAGCGAGGCUUCCUUCACCGCCACCGCCAACCCGACUUCCUACAGCCUCGCCGGGCUGCUCUCCAUUCCCACCGGCGGCGGGAGAUUGGGCCUCAGAAUGCGCGGCCUCGACGGAGUCCUGAUGGAGGAUUCUGCGGUGGCGGAGCUCGGCGCCGGAAAGAGGGUGAGGGAUGUCGGGAAUUCGUUCGGCGACGGCGCUGCUAAUAAGCAGCUUGUUUCCGCCAUUGCUGCUAAUCAGAAUUUGAAUGUGUCGAAUGGAAAGCGAACAAAGGUAUCUGGAAACAUGGUCGAAAAUGACGGCAUGAAAACAGAGGUGGAAGCAAAGCCAGGGCCGGCUCAGGUGAACAACAAGCCGGAGCCACCUAAAGACUACAUUCAUGUGAGGGCUAGAAGGGGCCAAGCCACCGAUAGCCACAGUCUUGCUGAAAGAGCUCGAAGGGAGAAAAUCAGUGAGAGGAUGAAAAUUCUGCAGGACUUAGUUCCAGGAUGUAACAAGGUUAUUGGGAAAGCUCUUGUUCUUGAUGAAAUAAUUAACUACAUCCAGUCACUACAGCACCAAGUUGAGUUUUUGUCGAUGAAGCUUGAAGCUGUCAACUCAAGUGCAAGGCUGAACCCCACAAUGGAUGAGUUUCCUCUGAAAGAUCUUGCUGCACAGGCUUUCGAUGCUGGUGGGAUGCUAUAUGGGCCUCAAACACCUAUGGACUACACUCGUGGAUCACAAGUCGAGUGGCUUCACAUGCACAUUGGAAAUGAAUUCGACCGAGCUACGUGA